AACACUACCCUAUUACACCACAUAUUCCUCUCUCCUCCCGACACUCACUAGUCAGACUCCUGUCAAGCAAGACUGGAUACGAGUCUGCUGAACGGUUGAUAAUGUAUUACGACUUCGAAGACGAGUAGAUUGUAGUUAAGAGUGCGCAUUCUAAUCCCAAGGAAGUGCAGUUCGAGAGCGGAGGUGUUCACAUAUUAGAGAGUGAUAUCUGAGAACUAGACUGACUGCUGAUCUCUGUUUUGAACCAUGGAGAGACGGACCCGUUUGUAGCUCCCACUAAGAUAAGAUAGCGCCGAGCACGUGGUGUCCCAAUACCUAAGUUAUGUACAGGAAAGUACGCAGAAAAUCAAGAGGAGACUGCUUGCCUCAGUGGAACAUUUUCAGCAGUACCUGCGGGCGUCGCUGAGCCAUGAUGUAUCGGCUAAGAGCUGUGGUGUGUGCCCUGGCGGCCGUUACUGUCUUCACCUGCAUCGCCUCCGUCAAGUGGUUCCUCGUGACGGAUCAUCUCGUCGAGCAGAAAGUAUCGCGGACUUCGGCGCUGCCAGAAGACCCCAGAUGGUCCCGCGUGGCAGAGACGAUGGCUCGGCGAAGGGAGGAAGUGGAGUCUGCCUGCGAAGGAAGAGGGGGGAGGAGGGAGCUGGGGGGGGCGGGGGCGGGGGGCUCUGGGGGGGGUGAAGGCAGCAGUGACUCCCUCUCCGCCUCAUCGCCUCCCCUCGACCCCAGGAAGCUCAACAACCUCAUUGUGGACGACAAGAAUCGUAUUUUAUAUUGCUACGUGCCUAAGGUGGCGUGUACCAACUGGAAACGGGUAAUGCUCAUUCUCACAGGCAGAACGAACGAGACGUCGCCCUUGUCCAUUCGCUCAGACAGCGUGCACAGGACGAAUGUCUUCACUAAGCUUAGCCAGUUACAGCCCGACGCUAUUCAACAUCGCUUGCAGACCUACACUAAGUUCCUGUUUGUCCGACACCCGAUAGAGCGUGUCUUGUCAGCUUUUAGGAAUAAGUUCCAGAAAAAUUAUACCUCCUCAGCCUAUUUCAAAAAGCGCUUUGGCGUCAAAAUCAUAAAGAAAUACCGGCAGGGGAUUGACCCAGCUCAAGUCCCUGUCACGGGCGAUGGGGUCAAAUUCCCCGAGUUCGUGUCGUAUCUAAUUGACACGAAGCGUAGUCAGCUUAAUGAGCACUGGGCGACGGUGUCGGAUAUGUGCCAUCCCUGUGCGGUCAGGUACCAGAUCAUAGGGAAGUACGAAACGCUUGCCGAGGACUCCGAGUACAUCCUAAGAAAAGUAGGAGCGUCUCCGGAUCUUCACUUUCCUGAAAUAAUUCCAUCAAAGACGACGGCCAUUGUCGAGUCCUAUUUUGACAUGCUUUCGGACGAGCAGCAGCGUAACCUUAUUGAAAUAUAUCGGGACGAUUUUGAAUUGUUUGGCUAUCAUCAUAGGAACCUUAUUUAGAUCAUCUAUAUAUGUAUACAUGCUCUAAAGUAAUACAAUAUUAUGAGAAAUCUUAACAUGGCUUCAUAUAGUCAUUAUUUGAAUAAAGAUUCAUAUGUAAA
Penaeus chinensis is the source of this 1554-nucleotide messenger RNA. Its product is annotated as carbohydrate sulfotransferase 11-like. Gene Ontology annotation, cellular component: membrane. The transcript has 6 exons. Gene Ontology annotation, molecular function: sulfotransferase activity. The record is from RefSeq and is a predicted model, not a curated record. Bases 410 to 1453 code for a protein of 347 amino acids. Gene Ontology annotation, biological process: carbohydrate biosynthetic process. Lineage: Eukaryota; Metazoa; Arthropoda; Malacostraca; Decapoda; Penaeidae.